UCCUGCGACCUGCUGGACAGAUUUGAGAAUGUAGAACAGAUCCCCAAAAUGUGGGACUGCUCUGACAAUAUCAGGAUUGUUGUGUCCGGGACCCCAGCGAGGACAAUCCCCCCUCACAAAAUGUCAAGUGUGGGGAGAGCCCCUCGGAAAAACACCAGCGUCAAGAUGGCAGUUCAGGACACAGAAGAAUCAUCUCCACCAUCUAUAGUUCGAGUCACCAUACCAAAAGUGCCUCUCACCAGAAAAAGUAAACAAAAAGAACCAUUAGCCCUCAUCAGGAGAAAGAUGCUGGCAAAGAACCAGGAAAUCCAGGAGAUCAAAAUUCUGGGCUAUGGAGAUGACUCAUUCCAGGUAUGUGACAGCCCACCACAAGUCCACUCAAACAUGAAGCAAGAGACCCUUCAGGAUGACGAGCUAUGCACAAGGUUUCCAGACAAUGAAGUGUCAACACAGACUUCACCAGUUUAUUGUUUUGGCACCUUGGAUGAAGUGGUUGAGUUUCUAAACAACUGCAGCAAACAGGAAGACCGAAGCCCCCAAGCCAUGUCCUUACCUGAAGACUCCAUUGAUGAGCCAGGAUUAGGGGAUGAGACAUUGUCGAAUGAUGAUAACAUACGUACAUUGAAGUUGGAGAUUGAAGAAGAUGAUGAUGAUGACAAUCAGCCAAUAGUUUCUCGCCUCUAUCCCAAUCCACCAAUACGCUAUGCCCCCUCCAGUCCUCCCUGUUUUCCAGUGGUCAAACGUCGACGGAAGCAGAGAUUUCAUUGUGACUGGCAGGGCCCAGUGACAAUUAUUAGUUCACCUAAUGUUCCAGUCAAGGCCAUAGAGCUGAGAGUGGAUGAGGACCUAGCUAUGUCUAUUCGACGACAGGUAGAUGUCAACAACCCAGGGCCAUUCGGCUGGCAGUUGGCCAAACUAUUAUUCACAGAGGAAGAACUUUAUGGACACAACUUCAAUGGCACAGAUCAAAAGUUGCCCCUCAGUCCAAGGCGGGUACAUGCCAUUCAGCAUGCCUUCCACGACUACUUCCCAAAAGACAUUGCAGAUGAAGCUCUAGCAAAAGGUAGAACCGCCAUUAACCAGGGCAUAAGGAACAUGUUUUAUGUUCGGAACCGCAGAGAUGGAGAUUAUCCCUAGGUCAACCUAUUAAAUAAAAACAAUAUAUGCAAUGCCAGAUUAUUUUCCUUGCCAAUGGUACAUACCAGUACAAUAGUCACCUUAAUACAAAACGACUCCCGUUUUCAGAGGAGCAAAAAUAUGAAUUACCGCUACACCAUACAGUGAAUAAAUUGUGUUGAUCUACGUGUUAACUAGGCAAGAAAAACUCUAUUCCACUCAAGUCACAUCUUGCCAUGUGGUGAAGGAGCUGGCAAUACAAACCAGUCAUAUCUGGAAUAGCAUCAUGGAGAGCAAACAUCUAUUAUUUUAUUAGAAAAAUUAUAUUGUUGCAACAAUAUUUACAAAAUACAUGGAAUUUUAAUGAAAUGGUAAGACCUAGUCAUUGACUAACUGCCUUCCGAGUUUCCUUCUCACAAGUGCUUAGUCAUAGGCUCAAUACUGACUGCAGUGUAUAACCAAUAAUUCCAGCUGUGACAGAUAUACACUGCCAUCUCAGAUCCAUCACCACGGAAAGUGAAUCCAUCAGGCAUGACAGAUUAAAUAAAGAAAGUAUUCAAAUUAUUCCUGCCACAACAUCAAUUGGGCUGAUGAAUGGAAACACAGAGAGAUCAUAUUCCAAAUGUGUUUGGGGAUUUAUUUCAAUGUAUUUUGCUAUUAUUUUGCAUCUUGGGAAGGCUGUUUUUCUAAUAAAUGAAAAUAUAUUUUAACCAUU
Messenger RNA from Pelobates fuscus (common spadefoot toad), 1831 nucleotides. RefSeq lists its product as uncharacterized. The coding region runs from base 49 to 1137 and encodes 362 amino acids. Lineage: Eukaryota; Metazoa; Chordata; Amphibia; Anura; Pelobatidae. The transcript has 5 exons. The record is from RefSeq and is a predicted model, not a curated record.